UAUCGAUGGGGAAAGCAGUUUCGCCAUCUGGUAACACCUAAGCAGCGACAGUUUUUUGCAUAUAAUACAAUUAAAUAAUAAAGGGCGACCGCCGAAGCUGCAAAACCUGGUUUUAUACUGCUGCAAUUGCUGAAGAUUCUAGUUUAGGUGCCACUAAGAAAAAGACAGAAAGUGCUUCGCGAAAACGAAAGAAAAGCCCAAAAAAAAGCAGCUACGGCCCAAAAGUGAAAGCCCAGAAAAAGUACAAAAGAGAGAAAAGAGAAGAGCAAAAGUGAGAGAGUGCCAGAGCGAGAGAACGGUGAAAAGAGUCUGGGCGAGAGAAAAACGAUUUUUUCAGAGAACACCGCGAUUUUUUUGGUCAUAUUAAGUGUAAGUGGGUAAAUAACCCAGAAUUCGGACACCAAAGGUUAUACUGGUAGCGGGAAAGAACCAGGACCGGGAUCAGAACGCCGUCAAGAUUCUCAGGCCCAUCUACAGCGGUAUCCAGAUCCAGAGCCAAAGCCACGGCCACCAGGACGCAGAAGCCACCGCUACCUACCGCUACAGCACUCCACUAGCCGUCACCACGCUCCACAAACAGCCACCAGCCAUCAUGUUCGUCAAUUCGAUGACGUUCCGCGGCAAUCCGGCGAACUACCAUCAGCAGCAGCCGGCCCUGAACCACCACACGCUGGCCGCGGCGCACCACCAGCAGCAGUUGCACCACCACGCCGCUGCCGCCGGUCACCUGAGCCACGUUGGCGGUGGCCACGCAGCCAGUAACCACCUGGCAGCUGCUGCCGUCUUGGGCCGGCAUGGCCAUAACUCCCUGGGCAGCGGACACACGUCCAGCUCGUCACACUCCGCCAAUGUCGGCGUGGGUGUUGGUGGAGGAGCCCUGGCCAGCGGCUCCACCGGCGGUAGUGGCGGCAAUAGCUCUCCAGACAGCGGCAAGAUAUAUAUCAAGAACCUAGAACGGUCCAUCGACAACAAGGCAGUGUACGACACGUUCUCGGUGUUUGGAAACAUUCUUAACUGCAACGUGGCCAAGGACGAGGAUGGAAAUUCGCGGGGCUAUGGGUUUGUGCAUUUUGACUCGGAGGACGCCGCUCGGGCGGCCAUCGAGAAAGUGAAUGGGAUGCUGUGCAAUAAUCAGAAGGUGCAUGUGGUUAAGUUCAUACCACGGCGGGACCGGGAGCAGGAGAAGGCCACGCACUUCAAGAAUCUGUACGUGAAGAACCUCAGCGAGGAGUUCACCGAGCAGCACUUGCGCGAGAUGUUCGAGCCCUACGGCCGCAUCACCAGUCACAAGCUCAUGUUGGACGAGGAGGGCCGCUCCCGGCGAUUCGGUUUCGUGGCUUUCGAGAACCCACAGUCGGCGCUGGCCGCCGUGAUUGGGCUGCAUGGCAAGCAGCUGGGGGACAACAAGUUCUUGUACGUGGCAAGAGCCCUAAGCAAGGCCGAGCGGCAGCAGGAGAUCAAUCGCAAGCUGGAGGAGCGCAAGCGCCAAAAGGCCGGUCAAAUAUUCUACUAUUAAGACGGCGACGGUGGCGGCUGAUCCGGGGACAUCGCUAGGAGUUUACUCAGAACCCACACACAUACAAUAUACACCCAUAUAUAAACCUAUAUAGAUAUUUACGAGAAAUUGUAUCAAGCAGCUAGGCGAACAUUCAGGCAGCAGACGUGCAGGAUGCAAGUCCUGCGCAUAUACAUUUAGAUGUAGGCAAAAGUGUUGCAACACAGUUGAAAUUUAUAGAAACACACACACAGGAACGGAAACGGAAACGGAAACAGAAACAUAAACAGAAUACGAACUCUCAAACGAAAGGAUUUUCUAGGCAUUAGGACAAAAGUUUCUUAGCACUCACUAGCGUUUUUUUGGAAUUAGAUGUUUGUCUUUACUGUUGAAUUUAGUGAGCAGAGGCUUCGCUGUCAGCUUUUCGCCUAAAGAACACAUUGCGUACACGUAUUUCGAAAUGUAUUUACCCACACCAGGCCAACCAAUUCACACUGGCCCCUUGGCAUUAAGUCUAGAUCGUGCGAUCGCAACUAGAGCUACGCCCAGCCGAGUCCUGGGCGACAUAUGAAUAUUUACAAAUACCUAUUAUUAUAUAUUACAAACCACAAAACAAAACUAGAAAAAAAAACUUAAAAAAAAAAAAUCAAAAAACAAAAACAAAAAUGGAAAAAAAUACUAUUGAUGUAACCCCCUAUUAACAAUUGAAGCACUCACUCUACGUAUAUACAUAAACAUAUAUAUUUAACGUAAAGCCACACGCUGUAGUUAAAAAGCGUUUAUAAUACUCACACACUCUAUGCUAAUACUAAUACUUUUGACGAGGAAAUCAAGUGCAACCAUUGCGAAAGCGAACCCUACACGUAAUUUAUAUAGUAGACGCAGAUGCGGAGGAAGGACUAGAUCGGAGCUGAACAGAAAAUGAAUUAGCAGGAGGAGGGCCUAGCGCCACUGCUGCAGACAGUACAUGAGUAUUAAAAUUUUAGCAAUUACAAGACAUUUUUGUAAUUAAUUGUACAUUGUUUCAAGUAGAAAAACGAAAAAGAAAAUCGAAAAUGAAAAUGAAAAUGAAACCACAAAAUAGGACAGGAAAGACAGCCGUAACGUACCCAAAAAACAAAGGAAAUUCUUAUUGAACAUAACCAAUCCGAGGAGUGUACACAAUGCAAUGUUUAAAAUCUUUUAGAAUAUUAUUAUGGAUACAAGGCACGAAAGAAAACCCAAAACACAAAAACGGAAACACAUGUUCGGCCCAUGGCAAAUUAAACCGAAACGAAAGCAAAUACAUACAUAAUUUAAGAUUAUUGAGCUUAAUUUUUAAAAUGUUUCCAAAAACAGAAAUCGAAAUCGAAAGUAAAGAGAAAAACAAAAACAAAAACAAAAACAAGAAAUAUUAAGAAAACAACAACAAUGCUAACUAAACUCACCCAAAAUUUGUAAGAUUCAAGUUUUGCGUCUAGACAUACACACAAUGUAUAGUUAAAACAGUACCACAAGAGAACAAAUAAUGAAAUUACAUAAAAAUAGUUAUAAACGAUGGCAAUAUUUAGGAUGGCAUAAUUAAUGUAACCCUCAUUUGACAAUAUUUAUUUUCCAUUACACUUCAUUUUGAGCUUAAGUUGCCCGCCCCCUGGGAUCCAGGGCUUUUGACCUGGGGGACGGGCGAUAUUACGAUUCUAGUUUUCAGGACAAAAGUAGGAUUAGGCCUCCACACUCUAACUCACACACACAGAACAUAUGCAAUAUGAAUUUACAAGACAAACAAAAGCAAACAAAAAUUAUGCAAUUGAAUAAUAUUUACACGAAUGUACAAAACAAAAAGAUGAUGAAAUUUAUUUUCCUUUGCCAAGCAAAUGCGACAUACUUCUUAUUAUUAUUAUUACAUAUUAUAAUUGUAAUUGAAACUUAAUUUUUUGGUAAUUGCUUUUGCAGAAUUUACCUAAAACAAAAUAAACGACAAACAAAAGAGAAACCCAAAGGAGGACCCUUUUAUAGUGCUAAAUUUUUAGAGAGUACAAGAAAUGUUAGUUCAGUCUUACAAAAUUAAUUGAUAAACAAUUGAUAACACACGAUUCCCAUUUCGAACACUCAAACUCAACCCUCACCACACAAAUUUACUCGAUUUUGCACAUUUGCUAAAGGCUAAUGCUAAAUGAGACAUUACGACACCUGCAUUUGAUUCUACUCACGAGAACCUAGUUUUAUUUAAAUUUUGCUUGGACUGGGGUGUGUGUGCCCCCUCGAAAGUCCCAUUUUAAUGACUAGCAACCCACACUGAAGCACAGAUAAUACUGAGACACAGAUGGCGUAUAAUAAUGCAUUAUAUAUGUAAUUCCAUUGAAACGAAAUCCUAAUUAUAACAUAUUACAAAUACCUACUUAUUAACAAACCUAAAACAAGCGAAAAUGAACAAGAAAAUGGAAAAACAUUUAAUGAUGAAAAUCAAGAUGCAGUGAGCAGAGACAUGUGAAACUUGAAUAAAAAUGCUUUUGCAAAAAGUGUUUGAAAUUGCGA
Messenger RNA from Drosophila eugracilis, 4009 nucleotides. RefSeq names its product polyadenylate-binding protein. The transcript is spliced from 2 exons. The coding region runs from base 593 to 1516 and encodes 307 amino acids. NCBI's taxonomy places the organism in Eukaryota, Metazoa, Arthropoda, Insecta, Diptera, Drosophilidae. Gene Ontology annotation, cellular component: nucleus; ribonucleoprotein complex; cytosol. Gene Ontology annotation, molecular function: poly(U) RNA binding; poly(A) binding; mRNA 3'-UTR binding. The record is from RefSeq and is a predicted model, not a curated record.